Messenger RNA from Seriola aureovittata, 1719 nucleotides. Its product is annotated as selection and upkeep of intraepithelial T-cells protein 8-like. The transcript has 6 exons. Bases 283 to 1059 code for a protein of 258 amino acids. NCBI's taxonomy places the organism in Eukaryota, Metazoa, Chordata, Actinopteri, Carangiformes, Carangidae. The record is from RefSeq and is a predicted model, not a curated record.
UUGGCGGACAGUUGACCAGCUACUUUAUAAGUGUAGCUCACACAGUCAUUUACUGACAUGAGAACAUCUGCAUGUUCCUCCAGAACGAAACACAGAUUUCAGACAGGACUUCUCUGUGUCGUUAUUGUGGAGUGACGUCAUAGGGAUUCCUCUUGGUCAACGCCUGGACUGCACACUCUCAUCUGAGCCCGGUCCUCCCCCGCCUCUCAUGGUGCCGCCUCAACUUCUCUUGAGAGUUCCUGAAAUAAAUGACACUUGACUCACGCAGCAAAUCGGGACUCGAUGUUAAGGUUUAUAAUCCAGGGACAGUGCAAAGCCGCUCAAUUUGUGACCGUUGAUCUGUCACCGUCUCAAAUUCUCAUGUUGGAGAUGAACUCCGAAGAGUUCAUGUACACUUCUUCUCUCUGGACUUUCUUCCUCCUCUUGGCUUUCCUGUCCUGCUCACCUGUUGAAGGUGAGCGUCAGGUGAUUGGUUCACCUCAGCCAAUCGUCACUGCUCCAGGUGAUGAUGUCAUCCUGCCAUGCCACCUGGAUCCUCCAAUUGAUGACAAGAGGCUUAUCGUGGAGUGGUCAAAGCUUGAUCUGAAAUCCGACCCCUCAGAUGGGCUGAUGCAGGCGGGCUUCGUGCACCUGUACAGGUACGGACAAGAAGUCCUGGAGAGAGUGAUGAUGUCAUAUGUGAACAGGACGAAGCUUUUCACAGUCGAGCUGAAACAUGGAAACGUAUCCCUCAAGAUCCUGGACGUGACGUCUGCAGAUGAAGGAAGAUACAGAUGUUUCCUCCCAAACGUAGCAAAGUAUUCAGUUGUUCACCUUAAUGUCGAUCCAAACCUUAAAAACCAGACGACAGAGACGACGCCCAGAAACCUCCCGACUCCAGAUCCAGGAGACAGGACGGACGGUAGAGGUGAUCAGACCGGUCCCAUCGUUUGGAUCCUGCCUGUGGUUCUCCUCGUCCCGCUGAUCCUGGCUGCUGGACUCAGUGGAUACUUGAUUAGACGACGGUGUCAAGAACUAGAUGGUGUGAAGUACAAUGCCGCCUCAAACAACCCGCUGUGACCCCAGGUGCCUUGCUCAGGGGAAACUUACUAGUUGUUGUUGAUGGAGAUGAGAGCAUGAUACAUUUCCCUCUCCUCAAACCAGCAACACCUGCAGCCACAGCUGGACACAGUGGGUCAGAACAAGUGUGAACUUUGACCUUUGGAGCUGCACCUGGAAUAACCUGUAUCCUCUGUCCAGACUGCAUCAGGUGGGAUUUAACCAGCGACAGCUGAACCCCAUGAAUCACGGACUCUGUGUGGAGAUGUUUGAAGGUGAUGAUGUCACCAAGUGUUUUUCUCUGGAGCAGAUUUUAAACCUGGAGUUCAGCUCUGAUCUCAGUUUGUCUCUUGGAGUAUAAAGGAUUAUACAGGAAGUAAACACCAAGACUUCACAGGUUCCAGGUUUAGGGUCAUCAGCCCCAAAAUCAAGAGCAGACUCCAUUGAUGAAAACAUGGUCGUCUUAUCUUGCAAAACAUGCUGCUCUAUCGUCGUCCUCUUGUGUUUCUGUGUGACUUUCAGUCGUGGCCAAAGUGUUCAGAUUUUUAACCAGAGUAAAAAAGUACCAGUUGUAACACAAGACAUUUACCAGUUAUCACUUCUGAUAAACGGUCAGCAGGGGGAGCUCUUCCUCUGCGCCUCAGUCUUCAACUCACUUUAGGUUGUUCUUCCUCUGCUGAG